ACGGUUCCAGCUGCCUCACGAUCUUUUUCGCACGUUUUUUGUCGUAUGUAAUCUGUCUCGCAUCAUUUCCUGUUGUCACAUCCCAAUGAUCCCAACAGAUGCUUCUUAGUCUAUUUGAAUUUGAAAAACAUAUUGUCUAUCCAGCAGUGCUCCAGGAUGAACCGGACGAAAAUUGAAUAUUAAUUCUGAAUCUAAUUUUCGCAUUAUCCACAGUACUUAAUCACUAUCUUUUAUAUUCAGAAUAUUUUUUCACCCAAAUCAACCGCGCAACUGGAAUCGCUUGUUAAGUACACAAAUAUACGAAGCGUUUAAUAACAAGUCUACACGCGACGUAAUUUACUGAUAUUUCAAUAUUAUUCCAGCAUAACAUCGAAUAAUUUUCCAAAUUUAAUCACUAGUAGAUAUUCGAUCUUCAUAGAAAUCUCAACAAAUCAUAUAAUACAUUGCAAUUUGCAUAUGUCAAAAUGAAAAUGGUACAAAAGUAGGCCGGUUUCCAUUCUCCCACUCUGAUUUCGAUCCAAGCAGUCUACUUGGUAGGUGCACACAACAAUACUUGUCACUGCUGUUUGAAAUUGCAAGAGAGAAGCAAGAAGAAAUUUCACUCAGCACCAAGAUGGACCGAACGAGCGUUACAUCCCGAAUUCCGACCGGCUUGAGGGUUCCGAGAGGCUAUCGGGCCACCCAAGCAAUUGGAGGUAAAGCGGAAUCGGGAGGGAAAGUUCGUUUUCCAAGCAAGACUAUUCCAACCGCGAACGAGAUAGAUCCUGAAGAGAGCUUGAUUGAGGACGAAAAUUUUCCGCCGUUGUUCUAUGAAGACAUAGAGGAUACUGGAGACGACCCGUACGACUGGGAGCCGAUAAACAUUUCCGAGAUCGACGAGGUAUAUUUUCGGAAGCUGAAGGCUGAAUGGGAGCUUCAAAAAAUGAGAGUGGAAAACUCCAGAUUGCGGCAGGAGAAUCAACGGCUAAAAACAGCAGCAAAAGGGCUUCUUUUAUCAAUACACUACUGAUUUUUCAAUUAUUUGAUUGUUCUUCUUUUGUUUUCCGAUGAAGAUUUUAUUAAUAUUUAUUCAUUCUUACAUUGCAUCAAAUACAUAUGAGCUUUCGAGGGGACUCUUCUUGACUACAACACUGAGAAAUGAGCUAGCUAUGAGUAGAUGACACAAGAUAUGACGUCAGAUCAAACCAAGGCAAUUCCCGUUUAAAAAAAAACAAGAGAUGACCAAGUCACGAUUUAGAUUUAAUAUUUUUUAACAUCUUUUGUUGUAGAA
Toxorhynchites rutilus septentrionalis is the source of this 1270-nucleotide messenger RNA. RefSeq lists its product as uncharacterized. The record is from RefSeq and is a predicted model, not a curated record. Bases 614 to 1009 code for a protein of 131 amino acids. The transcript has 4 exons. Lineage: Eukaryota; Metazoa; Arthropoda; Insecta; Diptera; Culicidae.